Molecule: messenger RNA, 2606 nt
Organism: Centrocercus urophasianus (Greater sage-grouse)
Lineage: Eukaryota; Metazoa; Chordata; Aves; Galliformes; Phasianidae
Gene: TDRD3
Product: tudor domain containing 3
Exons: 14
Coding region: 116-2341 (741 amino acids)
Cellular component (GO): nucleus
Molecular function (GO): protein binding
Source: RefSeq, a predicted model, not a curated record
CCGGAGAGGGCAUAGGGGUUGGAGAGACGAGCGGGCCCACUUCUCUCCUGCAAGCGACGGACUCCCCGCGGCGCCCGGCCCCGCGCACAGCGGGUGAGCGGCGACGGGAGGCGCCAUGGCCGACAGGGCGAGAGCGGCGCUGUCGGAGUCGGGUUGGUAUCUUUCAGAUGAAGGAAUCGAAACUUGCAUAAAUUCAUCUGAAAAAGUCAAUACGAAUGACAUUAUCCUAGUUGCACUUAAUACAGAUUUAAGAACGAUUGGCAAGAAAUUCCUCCCCAGUGACAUCAAUGGUGGAAAGGUGGAAAAGCUGGAAGGGCCAUGUGUUCUGCAAAUACAGAAAAUACGCAAUGUUUCUGCACCAAAGGAUAAUGAGGAAUCUCAGGCUGCACCCAGAAUGUUACGUUUACAGAUGACCGAUGGACAUACAAGCUGCACAGCUAUAGAAUACAAUAGCAUGUCAAAAAUAAGCUUGAACACUCCACCUGGAACAAAAAUUAAACUUUCUGGAAUUAUUGAAGUAAGAAAUGGAUUCUUGCUGCUGGAUGAUAGUAACACUGCAGUUCUUGGAGGUGAAGUGGAGCAUCUUAUAGAAAAGUGGGAAUUGCAAAGGAGUUUAGCAAAACACAGUAGGAGUAAUAUUGGAACAGAAGGUGGCCCUCCCCCUUUUUUGCCUUUUGGGCAGAAAUGUGCAUCUCACAUGCAAGUGGAUAGCAGAGAGCUUGAUCGCAGAAAGACUCUGCAAGUGACAAAUACUGCAAAACCUGUUGCUGACAACGAUGAAUUUGAAAAACAAAGAACAGCUGCCAUCGCAGAAGUAGCGAAGAGCAAGGAGACCAAGACAUUCGGAGGAGGUGGUGGUAACAGCAGAAGUAAUCUUAGUGUAAGUGCUGGAGGGAAUCGAAACAGGGAACUUUUCCAGAAAGAGAAGAUAACAAAACCUGAGGGAAAAAAUGAAGGUGUCUACAGAGAACUGGUUGAUGAAAAGGCUCUAAAACACAUAACUGAGAUGGGCUUCAGUAAAGAAGCAGCAAGACAGGCACUUAUGGAUAACAGUAACAACCUAGAGGCAGCAUUAAAUUUUCUUCUGAACAGCAGUAAACAAAAGCCCCUUCAGGGACCACCACCUAGAGGUAAAGGAAAGGGCCGAGGCCGUAUAAGACCUGAAGAUGAGGAAGAGCUAGGAAAUACCAGACCGUCUGCACCAAGCACACUGUUUGAUUUCUUAGAAUCCAAAAUGGGUACUUUAACUGUAGAGGAACCAAAAUUACAAUUUCAACCACCACAUCAAGUACAGCCCAAAGUUAUGAAUACAGAACAGAAUGGCAUCAAAGAAAAUCAUUCAAGGCAUAUUUCUCGCAAUGACAUGAGACAACCAAGGAAUGAGAAGCCCCCUCGUUUUCAAAGAGAUAUUCAGAAUUCAAGGCAGGCUUUGGAAAGUGGGGGAUUACCAAGAAACAGAGGUCCUGAAAGGCACAACUCUUUAGAACAUUGGACAGAGGACAAAAUUAAAAGUGACAGACAUUAUCCUAGAAAUGAUAGGCCAAAGGAUUUGAGUUAUCCCAUAGCUGCUCACCAGAGUGAUAUUUCCUUUAAAAAAAGGGAUAACAAUAUACAAAACAGAAUAGGAAAAGGGGUGUCUUUCACAGAAUUCAAGGAGAACUCUGCUGUUCAAGAUACUACAGACAAUAAUAACCAGAAACGUGGGAAAAGGGAAAAUCAAAUACACAAUUCUGAAAAUUUUUGUGAUAGGAAAGCACGAACAAUAAGUAAUGAAACCUUUAUGGUAAAAAGUGAGCAACAUUUUGGUGUGAAUAAUGAUUUCCAAAACCCUGGUAGAACUGAUCAUUUUAAUUCUGUACCGAAUGGAGAUACAGAACAUCAUCAAAAAGGAAGACGAGUAGGGCCAAUCAAAUUGUCAGGACCUACUGUGAUUCCAUCUUAUGAUGACAAGAUUUUGUAUUACAACUCUGCACCCAAAAGGAGAUCUGGGCCCAUCAAACCAGAGAAAAUAAUAGAACCAUCAAUUCAUGCAGAGUAUGGAAAAACCUGGAGACCUGGGGAUGAAUGUUUUGCUCUUUAUUGGGAAGACAACAAGUUCUACCGGGCGGAAGUUGAAGCUCUCCAUUCUUCUGGAAUGACUGCAGUUGUUAAGUUCUCUGACUAUGGAAAUUAUGAAGAGGUGCUUCUCAGCAACAUCAGGCCGAUUCAUGCAGACACCUGGGAGGAUGAAGAAGAAACAUAUGAGCAAACUCUAGAAUUCCGCAGAGGAGGUGAUGGUCAACCAAGGCGGUCCACACGACCUACUCAACAAUUUUAUCAGCCCCCAAGAGCUAGAAACUGAUUAAUAAGAAUUAAAUGUGAUCUUCUUGUGUUGAAGGAAAAUUCACUGGCAGCUCCAACUUGAUGAAGACUUCUAGAAGAACUUCUGGCUUUUUCCAAGCAACAGGAUGAGACAAAAAAAAAGCUGAUAUAAGCAGAAGAAAUUUGAACUUGAUACCACAGGAGACUUUUUUAAAUUCUUAGUUAAAUGAAGCUGAAUACUUUUUACAUAUGAAAGAAGCAAAUUGUCUUUGCUGCCACCAAUAAAACCACAGUGCACUAUUCUA